AUGGCGCUGGUGCCGCGCAUCCGCGCCUUGACAGGAGCGCUGCGCCCUGUCGUUUCGCCGAUUCGGACGAGGCCUGUGCCUGUGGCCUCCUAUGCCACGUCCCCUAUACGCAUUGGCAACUUGACGCCGGCGCAGCCGAAGAAACAUAACAAGCGACUGGGUCGCGGCAGCGGCUCGGACCGCGGCGGCACGUCUACGCGUGGCCACAAGGGCCAAAAGGCUCGCGCUGGUAACGGCAAGCCCAAGCUCGGAUUCGAGGGUGGGCAGACGCCGCUGACGCGGCUCAUCCCCAAGCGUGGAUUCACGAACCCGCACAAGCAGCACUUUGCGCCGCUCAACCUGGACCGGCUGCAGUUCUGGAUUGACCAGGGACGCCUGGACCCGAGCAAGCCGAUCACGGCGCGUGAACUCUACGAGAGCCGCUGCAUCCACCGCCUGCGCGACGGUGUCAAGCUGCUGGGCGACGGCAGCGAGCACCUGCGCACGCCUGUCCAUGUGGUUGUCUCGCGUGCUUCCCACUCGGCCAUUGAGGCCAUCGAAAAGGCGGGCGGCUCGAUUGUCUGCCGCUACUACAAUGCACUGAGUCUGCGUGCGCUGGUGAAGCCGCACAAGUGGCUCGCGAAGAACGAGCCCCUGCCCCACUUUGCGGACCCUGUGAGCCACCGCGACCUCCUGUGGUACUCAUCGAUCAACAACCGCGGAUACCUUGCGCUGCGCGAUCGCCAGGCCCGCGCGAGCGCGCCCGAGGCCGAGGCGCCGCCGUCGUAG
Molecule: messenger RNA, 768 nt
Organism: Malassezia sympodialis ATCC 42132
Lineage: Eukaryota; Fungi; Basidiomycota; Malasseziomycetes; Malasseziales; Malasseziaceae
Gene: MRPL10
Product: mitochondrial 54S ribosomal protein uL15m
Biological process (GO): translation
Cellular component (GO): mitochondrial large ribosomal subunit
Molecular function (GO): structural constituent of ribosome
Source: RefSeq, a predicted model, not a curated record